This is a messenger RNA of Bactrocera oleae (olive fruit fly), 3604 nucleotides long. It is a transcript of the gene Fatp3, whose product is annotated as Fatty acid transport protein 3. Gene Ontology annotation, biological process: triglyceride homeostasis. Gene Ontology annotation, cellular component: endoplasmic reticulum. NCBI's taxonomy places the organism in Eukaryota, Metazoa, Arthropoda, Insecta, Diptera, Tephritidae. The record is from RefSeq and is a predicted model, not a curated record. Gene Ontology annotation, molecular function: long-chain fatty acid transmembrane transporter activity; long-chain fatty acid-CoA ligase activity.
CAGCUGUUGUCAGUUCAUUUGCGAGAGUCGUUCAUAACAUAUGUGAGACUAAGUGCCGCAAAAUCGAUUUAUAUGUGAAAUAAAAAAAAAUAACAAAAAUAAUAUAGAAAGCAAUAGAACACUAGGGUUAUUACCUAUGUAUAUAUUAAAUAGCCAAAAAUUUUGUAAUUAUGAAUUGAUAAAGGAAAUUGGGCGUGAGUGCCGACAUUUAAUGUGCAAACAAAUAAUAUUUUGAAGUGAUAAAUUAUAAUUAGAUACUAUAUGACAAAUAUACAUACAUAUAUAAAUUAGAAUUAAAAGCACUUGAUUCGGUCGUUUUAUGAUUAUUUGAUGGCCAAAGUAGGUUGGUAGCUAGGUCAUUCGGUGUGUGCAAUUUGCAUUGUUAUGACGCUCACGAGAAUAUGGUAAAGCGUUUUUUGAGUUUUUAACCGUGGAGCCAACAAUUAUAUAUAAGUACAUACAUACAUACAUGUUCAUAGAACUGUGCACGUAGUGCAAAUAGCAAGCAAAGAAAAACAAAAAGUGAAACAGGGAUUACCAAAGUCAGCUGCGCAGUUGUAACUGAUAAGAGGUACCAGACUGAAGUACGUACGAGCGGCGGCGAGUGCAGCAAAGGAAACAGCUGACUGAUUCAUACGCGAGGCAGUAGGUAUUAAAAUAAAAUGGUGAAUGUCGGGAAAGUAGGGGUGGAGGUGGGGUCAGCGCUUUCGUAAUCACUUCGUUGUUGUUAUGGUUUCGGUUGGACUCGCUUUAUUGCUGAGAUAACCGUUUCGUUUGGUGUGAAUGGACACACACUCGCACAUAUUACAAAAACAAAUACUAUAUCACUGGUGAUAGGAGCUACAAUUAUCCAGGCAUGGACUUGUGCAUAACAACAAUUGGAACUCAGUGCUAAUAGACGGCAAUAAAACUAUAAUUACGCAUAGUAAUUUAUACAUGUGAAUAGGUGGAAAACUAAGUACAUAGUGCAUACCCAUAAUAAAUAUAUUUUAAAUUAAACACCAUGCAAAUAUUGUUGGAGUUGAAUUUUAGACAACGCAACUCCACCCGUGUGGUCAUACUUCUUUUUGGAUUGUUCGCAUUCAUAUUGUUCAAAGACAGUACUAAGGGAUGUCUGUUUUUGGGCGCUGCAUUGGCAUUAAUGUUUAGGAACCCGACGUAUGUGUACGCUUUCGGGACUACGGUUAAGCGUGAUAUUAUAGCUGGAUAUCGUUUUCUUAGAAUGAACAUCUUCAUUAUGCAUAUGGAACGAAAUCAAUGGACAAUAGCGCGCAUAUUUCAAGAACGCGUGAAGAAGCACCCGAAAAAGCCAUGUUUUAUAAUGGACGAUCGAUCGCUUAGUUUUCAGUGGAUAGAGAACCAUACAAACAAAGUAGGUGCAUAUUUCAAAUCACAAGGCCUGAAACAUGGUGAUUGUGUAGCUCUAAUCAUGGAGACCAGACCCGAGUUUGUGUGCUUGUGGCUUGGUCUCUCAAAGAUCGGUGUCGUAACAGCUUUAAUUAAUUCAAAUCUGCGAUGCGAUAGCUUACUGCAUUCCAUCAAAGUAUCAAAAGCCAACAUAAUAGUUUUUGGAACAGAGCUCAGUAAGGCUUUGGAAGAAAUCCACGAUGAGGUGGAAAUCAAAACCUUGCCAAUUUAUCAAUUUAGUGAUGAAGAACAACGAGAUAAUGAUAAUUUUAAGCUUUUUAAAGGUGCUAUUGAUCUAAGCGCCGCCCUAGAGCUACAACCAAUCGAGGAUCUGAGCGCGGACAUUGCUGCUUGCAGUACAAUGGACAAAUUAUUAUUCGUAUAUACCUCUGGCACUACGGGAUUACCAAAGGCAGCAGUAAUAAAUAAUUUACGAUAUCUAUUUAUGGCUAGCGGAAUCUAUCAUAUGCUAUCUCUUAACGUUAGCGACGCUAUUUAUACUGCGUUGCCACUGUAUCACACGGCUGGAGGUAUUGUCGGGGUGGGAAAUGCUCUAAUUCAUGGCUGUACCAUUGUCAUGCGAAAAAAGUUUUCAGCAUCAAAUUUCUGGAAGGAUUGCAUUAAAUAUAAUUGCACUGUAGCUCAAUAUAUUGGUGAAUUGUGUCGGUAUCUGUUGUCCACUUCACCAAAACCGGAAGAUACACAACACCGACUACGCUUGAUGUACGGCAAUGGGUUGCGUCCACAAAUUUGGUCACAAUUCGUAUCAAGGUUUAAUAUUCAGCAUAUUGGCGAGGUCUACGGCUCUACAGAGGGCAAUUCCAAUCUCGCCAAUGUCACCAAUCAAGUAGGUGCUGUGGGUUUCGUGCCACUAAUUGUGCGUUACCUCUAUCCAGUGCAGAUCAUUAAAUGUGAAGAGGAAACUGGCGAGCCCAUUCGCAAUACGAGUGGGUAUUGCCAAAGAUGUUCGCCGGGAGAGACAGGUUUACUCGUUGGUAAAGUGAAUCCUAAACGCGCGGUGACUGCAUUCAAUGGGUAUGCCGACAGAGAAGCAUCCGAGAAGAAAUUGCUGCGAAAUGUAUUCAGCUCAGGGGAUAUCUUCUUUAAUUCUGGCGAUAUGGUAGUUGUAGACAUCCUCGGUUAUUUCUACUUCAAAGAUCGUACUGGUGAUACAUUCCGUUGGCGUGGCGAAAAUGUCGCAACACAAGAAGUGGAAGCGAAUAUUACUAACGUGAUUGGUCUAAAAGAUUGUGUUGUUUAUGGGGUGGAUAUUCCCUACGUUGAAGGCAAAGCUGGUAUGGCAGCUAUAGUUGAUCCUGAUCGCAAAGUGGACAUGCAACAUCUAUCAGCUGGCGUUCGGGGCAGUUUGCCAGCCUAUGCGCGACCGCUUUUUGUUAGAUUAAUGAACGAUAUACCACGCACCGCUACUUUUAAACUGAAGAAAAUAGAGCUUUCCAGAGAAGCUUUCGAUAUUCGUCGAAUCAAAGAUCCGAUAUAUUACUUGAACAAAGAUGGUAUAUAUCGUUUGUUGUCGGAGAAACAGUUUGAAGAUCUUUUGCAGGGCAAAGCCGGACUGUAGCAUGGCACCUUAGCAGUGACCCAUCUUUCCAAAUUAUUAUGCAUACAUACAUGUUUUGGAGAAAUCAGGUUACCUUGUAUAUACAUAUAUAGAGUGGAUGAAAUAGCUUUGUUGAACAAUUUAGCAAAUAAUUCAAGAAGAACCUAUAAAUCUAUGUAGACUGAAUUUUAGAUAAUUCCAAACCAUGACUUAAGCAGUUCUUUGCUUUGACACAAUACUAUUUUAGGAUCUUUAAAUAAUAGUUUCAUUUUUACAAAUAGUAUGCAAAAUUUUUUUACUAAUAUAAUUUACCCUGUUAUAUUGUUAUGGAGAGUCUCUUUUCCGCUCCAUUGAUGUUAUAAUAAACAAAUGGAUCGAAAAUAAUAAUGUUUACCAACUUUAGUACAAGUUUACAAUGCAAUAUUAAUAUGAAACCUAAGAAUGUAAUACAAUUGGACAUAAUUAAUAAUUAUUAUUCAUCACUGCAAACUUCUAAUAAAACGUGAUAUGUACAUACAUAAACAAAAUUAAUACAAAUUUGUUACUUUAAUACCAAUAAUUUGAAAGCUUAAGGCAUCCUAUGUAAUAUUUUUUAUUUUUUAAAUAAAUAAAGAAGAAGAUACAGAAUUUACAAAAAAA